Molecule: messenger RNA, 617 nt
Organism: Colletotrichum scovillei
Lineage: Eukaryota; Fungi; Ascomycota; Sordariomycetes; Glomerellales; Glomerellaceae
Exons: 2
Coding region: 103-474 (123 amino acids)
Source: RefSeq, a predicted model, not a curated record
GCCAUCUCUACCAUUUCUUGUUGAAGUUGUCUAAACUUCGAUAAAUUUCGCUUGUUCAUCAUCUCACCACACACAUACGCGAAGCCAAUAAGCAAGAUCAUCAUGUCGGCAACUGUCACUGAGAACCCCGUCACGACGACGAUCCAACGAGACUACCUCCACGAUUACCAGAUUCGUCUCACUGGAGGCGUCGAGGAAGCCUUCGCGAGAGGCAAUGCGGAUGCUCCAUCGCCAGCAGCAGUGAACCCGCCCGGGUGGUACGACCAGCACCGCCAGGUCCCUCCAUACAGGCCGGCGAACACGCAUAUGGAUAUAGCAGACAGGCCAUGGGGGUCAAAUGGCAUCGAGUCGGCCUUUGUGUUUGUCAUGUUGAAUGGGUGUUGGCUCCAAGGGGUUACCAACUGGCUCUGGAGGUCGACGGGUGGAAGAGUCAAUAAGGAUAUUUUCAGGUUCAAGGUCGGUGGUGAGUUUUGAUGCGCUGGUUGUGAGAUUCUGAGUGAGUAGUGUGUGGCCUUAAAGGCAUGGUGGUGGCGAAUGGCAUCUACUCUGUGUUCAAUACAUUCAAUGACAGCAAUCUAUUUUCUAUGUCUGCCAGGUAUCAUAAACCUCUAAAUCUC